AUGAAGAAAACAGAAAUUGCGGUCUUUUUUCUCUUAUUUGUUUGCUUUUCUUCAGCUUCUCCUAUAUUUUCCUUGCAAAAAAGCCAUGACUUCCCACAGUUCCUACCUAAGAAAUUGGCAGAAACAGCUGAAUUCCAAGGAAAGUAUAAGCCAAUCCGCAUCUACUCGGAAGUUAAUUCAGGAUCUCAAGAUAAUGAUGCUUUGCUAGAGGACUUCGAGAGCUCAGCUAGUAGAGCAUCUGAAAUCUUAUCACAUUUCCUACUUGUUCAUCCUUCUAGACAGCCGAUCAAGCUUGGAGAAAAUAAUCAUUGCAAUUCCACCCAUAUCAGAAAUCCCUCAAAAUAUAAAGGCAUUGAUGCAGAUUUAGCCGUAUUUUUUACAAUGAACAACAACUUAGGCCAAAAUUCAUCAAGUUUUAGGAUUUGCAAAGUGUCAGAUGACAAUAGGAUGAUAAGUAUAGAUAUUGAAAUAGAUGCGAAAUUCUAUAAAGGGCAUGAUAAACUUUCGAAGAUAAAUUUAUUAAGUGUAGCAAUUAUUCAAGGGAUUUUCCAAAAUAGCUUUGAAGAAAAGGUCAAGAUAUUGGAAGAAUUGGAAAAAGAGCUUGAAAAGCAGAGAGAAAUCCUCGGAGCUUGUCCUGCAUCUUGCAGUACUUGUGAUAACACUGGAACAGUCUGCACCGCAUGCAAUACUGGCUACUAUUUAAGCGGAAGCGUCUGUUCAGCGUGCCAGGCUCCUUGUGCUAGUUGCCAAACCACUGCUACAACUUGUCUAUCCUGUGAUGACACUGGAGCUAUGACAUUAUCUAAUAAUGCUUGCACCUGUAAUGAUCCAAACGCUUUAUUUAAUACUCAAAGUUUACUUUGCCAAUGCAAAACAGGGUAUUAUCAAGGUACUAAUUCCUGCCAAGCUUGCCAAAAUCCUUGUUCAGCCUGCAGCGGCAGCGCAACAACAUGUACAGCAUGCGUAGCAGGUUACUAUCUCCAUGUAAGUCUAUGUCUUACCUGCCAAGCUCCAUGCUUAACCUGCUCAACUAGCUCUACAGCCUGCACAAGUUGUGAUGAUUCAAGUAAUAUGAACCUUAAUACCAACACCAAUACCUGCACUUGCAAAGAUCCAAAUGCAUCAUUCAAUACAGUAACAACUAAAUGUGCCUGCAAUUCAGGAUAUUGGGGCACUCCUGGCAGCUGCACAGCUUGUCAAUCGCCAUGCUCAAGCUGCACGACAUCAGGAACUACAUGCUCGUCAUGUGUAGCAGGAUAUUGGCUAAAUGGUAUUAAUUGCUUUCCUUGUGUGGGCCCAUGUGCAACUUGCUCUACAUCAGCUAGUGCUUGCGUGACAUGCGAUGACAGCGCUCAUAUGACUCAAAAUGGAGACGUCUGCACUUGCACUGAUCAAAAUGCAUAUUUUAAUACUCAAACUCUACUAUGUCAAUGCAAUGCAGGAUAUUUUGGAUCUCCUAAUGCUUGCACUGCUUGCUCUCCUCAGUGCUCAACUUGCACAAAUACUGCUGGAAAUUGCCAAGUAUGUUCAGAUCCAACUCAUAUGACAGCAGCUCCAGCUUGCAGCUGUCCAACAAAUGGCGUUUUGUCUGGAACAAGCUGUGUCUGCAAUAGUGGAUAUUAUUUUAGCUCAAAUACUGUUUGCGCGGCUUGUACUACACCUUGCGCUCAAUGCAGUGGAAGUGCAACUACCUGUACAGGAUGCGUUGAUGGGUACUAUUUGCAUGGAAAUGUAUGCUUAACUUGCCAGCCUCCUUGCUUUGAGUGCUCUGGAACUUCUACGUUCUGUACUACUUGCGAUGAUUCCAAUAAUAUGAUAAACAAUGCAGGGACAUGCACUUGUAAAGAUCCAAAUGCUUCUUUUAGCACCCAAUCGGCUACUUGUGCUUGUAAUACAGGAUACUGGAACAGUGCUGGAACUUGCACUGCUUGUACAGCCCCAUGCACAGCAUGCUCAACAUCAGGGACUACUUGCACUGCUUGCCCUAACGGAUAUUAUCUAAAUGGAUCUACCUGCUCCCUUUGCCAAGCUCCUUGCGCUACUUGUUCUAAUAGCGCCACUUUUUGCCUUACCUGUGACGAUUCUCAGCAUACCUCUCUAAAUGGCGGAGUGUGCAGCUGCAUAGAUCAAAACGCUUCAUUCAAUACUCAAAGUUUAGUUUGCCAAUGUAACCCAGGCUAUUUUGGAGCUCCUAAUUCUUGCACUGCCUGUGCAAGUAAUUGUGCAACUUGUACUGGAACUUCCACAGCUUGUUCAACUUGUGAAGAUACCACUCACAUGACAGCAGCUCCAGCUUGCGCCUGUCCAUUAAACUCAGCACAAGUUGACUCUGCCUGCAUUUGCAAUAACGGAUAUUAUUUCAGCACGAAUACAGUUUGCUCAAGCUGCGCUCCUCAAUGCUCAACUUGCUCUGCGCUAACUCAAUGCACUCAAUGCAGCGAUCUAAUUCACAUGGGGCCAGCUCCUACUUGCUCAUGCCCAGCUAAUGGGGCACUUCAAGGAAGUACUUGUGUUUGCAACGCUGGAUAUUUUUUUAGCACAAACACUGUUUGCUCUUCAUGCUCAAGCAAUUGUGUCACGUGUACAAGUUCUGCUGGAAAUUGCUUAACUUGUUCUGACGCCACUCAUAUGUCAGCUGCUCCAGCCUGCACCUGCCCAGCAAAUUCUUAACUUAAUUUAAUAAAGAUUAUAGAAAGCUCAGUAGGUAUUCGCCGGGCGAGCUUAUCUCCAUAACUAAUCUCUCCUAGUUUGCCAGUCUCUUUGGCCGAUUGUGUGUUGCUCCUAACAGAUGUCGCUGGAACUUCCCUUUCCUCCUUGAGCGUCAUCUUCACAGGUAACAUUAAUCUGUAGUGAACAUAUUAUUGUCCUAGUCCAGCAUUUCGUUCCAUCAAACUAAGUAAACUUUAGCCUGAUGCACCUUACAGAAACGCUAUCCUCCCUUUCACAAGAUCGUGGGGGCUCUAGCUGAAGAGCCUAAGAUGACUGAUUCGGCAUGCCAUUUUGAUGUAUUUCCUGCCAAACAAAUUCAGUUCUAACUAAUGGAGCUUGUGUGUGUCCAAAUGGUUUCUUCUAUUCAACAGCUACUUCUUGUGUUGCUUGUGCCGGUCAAUGUGCUACAUGCUCAACAACAAAUACCAAUUGUCAGACCUGUUCAGAUCCAACUCAUAUGACAGCAGCUCCAGCUUGCAGCUGUCCAACAAAUGGCGUUUUGUCUGGAACAAGCUGUGUCUGCAAUAGUGGAUAUUAUUUUAGCUCAAAUACUGUUUGCGCGGCUUGUACUACACCUUGCGCUCAAUGCAGUGGAAGUGCAACUACCUGUACAGGAUGCGUUGAUGGGUACUAUUUGCAUGGAAAUGUAUGCUUAACUUGCCAGCCUCCUUGCUUUGAGUGCUCUGGAACUUCUACGUUUUGUACUACUUGCGAUGAUUCCAAUAAUAUGAUAAACAAUGCAGGGACAUGCACUUGUAAAGAUCCAAAUGCUUCUUUUAGCACCCAAUCGGCUACUUGUGUUUGUAAUACAGGAUACUGGAACAGUGCUGGAACUUGCACUGCUUGUACAGCCCCAUGCACAGCAUGCUCAACAUCGGGGACUACUUGCACUGCCUGCCCUAACGGAUAUUAUCUAAAUGGAUCUACCUGCUCCCUUUGCCAAGCUCCUUGCGCUACUUGUUCUAAUAGCGCAACAAACUGUCUAACUUGCGAUGAUCCUACAGAUACGACUCUUAACGGCGGAGUAUGUAGCUGCACAGACCAACAUGCCUCGUUUAAUGCUCAAAAUACAGCUUGCCAAUGUAGCCCAGGUUACUUCGGGGCUGCUAAUUCUUGCACUGCCUGCACUAUUAAUUGUGCAACUUGUAGUAAUUCUGCAGCAAAUUGCCAGCUAUGCCAAGACACGAUCCAUAUGACAUCUCCUCCAGCUUGUGCAUGCCCUUCUAAUUCUGCUCAAAUUGGAUCCAGCUGUGUUUGCAAUAAUGGAUUCUUUUACAGCUCUAGCACAGUUUGCUCUGCCUGCGCCCCUCAAUGCUCAACUUGCUCUGCUCUAACUCAGUGCACUCAAUGCAGUGAUACAGUUCAUAUGUCACCAAUUCCAGCCUGUUCAUGCCCAGCCAACGGGGCACUUCAAGGGUCUACAUGCAUAUGCAAUACUGGAUAUUUCUUUAGCUCGAGCACUGUUUGUUCUUCGUGCAACAGCAACUGUGCUACAUGUAGCACGACCGCUGGGAAUUGCUUGACUUGUUCUGACGCCACUCAUAUGUCAGCUGCCCCAGUGUGUACCUGCCCAUCAAAUUCAGUUCUAACUAAUGGAGCUUGUGUGUGUCCAAAUGGUUUCUUCUAUUCAACAGCUACUUCUUGUGUUGCUUGUGCCGGUCAAUGUGCUACAUGCUCAACAACAAAUACCAAUUGUCAGACCUGUUCAGAUCCAACUCAUAUGACAGCAGCUCCAGCUUGCAGCUGUCCAACAAAUGGCGUUUUGUCUGGAACAAGCUGUGUCUGCAAUAGUGGAUAUUAUUUUAGCUCAAAUACUGUUUGCGCGGCUUGUACUACACCUUGCGCUCAAUGCAGUGGAAGUGCAACUACCUGCACAGGAUGCAUUGAUGGGUACUAUUUGCAUGGAAAUGUAUGCUUAACUUGCCAGCCUCCUUGCUUUGAGUGCUCUGGAACUUCUACGUUCUGUACUACUUGCGAUGAUUCCAAUAAUAUGAUAAACAAUGCAGGGACAUGCACUUGUAAAGAUCCAAAUGCAUCAUUUAACACCCAAUCAGCGACUUGUGUUUGUAAUACAGGAUUCUGGAACAGCGUUGGAACUUGCACUGCUUGUAUAGCCCCAUGCACAGCAUGCUCAACAUCAGGGACUACUUGCACUGCUUGCCCUAACGGAUAUUAUCUAAAUGGAUCUACCUGUUCCCUUUGCCAAGCUCCAUGUGUAAAUUGCGUUACCAGUGCAACAAAUUGUCUUACCUGCGAAGAUCCUACCCAUAUGUCAGCAGCUCCUACAUGCAGCUGUCCUUCAUAUUCUACACUUGUUGGGAAUGCCUGCACUUGCAAUUCUGGAUAUUUCUAUAGUUCAACUACUCAAUGCUCUCAAUGUGACCCUCACUGUUCGACUUGCUCUACAUCUGCAACUACUUGUGUCGCCUGCUCUGACUCCACUCACAUGACACCAGCUCCAGCUUGUGUAUGCCCAGCAAAUUCGAGCCUCUUUGUGUCUAGCUGUGUCUGCAAUCAAGGAUAUUAUUAUAGUUCUUCAACUGUCUGCUCAGCAUGCUCUACCAAUUGCUUAACUUGCAGCACCCAGCCAACUAUCUGUGAUACAUGUGUUGACUCUGUUCAUAUGACAAGUCCUCCUGGAUGCUAUUGUCCUGCAAACUCGAUUUUAUCUGGAAACUCUUGUGUAUGCAAUAAUGGCUUUUAUUUCUCCUCAAACUCUCUAUGCUCUGUUUGCUCAUCUAACUGCGCAACUUGUAAUACAGGAAACGCUUGCUUGACAUGCGUAGAUACAACCCACAUGACUGCGGCUCCAAACUGCCAGUGUCCAGCAAAUUCAUCACUACAAGGAAACGCCUGUGUCUGCAAUGCUGGGUAUUACUUCUCAGAUAAUUUAACCUGUUCGCCAUGCCAAGGAAACUGUAAAACUUGUUCAACCUCUGCCACUACUUGCACUUCAUGCACAGAUUCUGUUCAUAUGGGUGAUGCCCCUAUUUGUAACUGCCCUGGCGCAUCUACAGUGGUGCAAGGAGCAUGUGUUUGCAAUGCAGGUUAUUAUUUCAGCUCUAAUACUGUUUGCUCUGAGUGCCAAGAUCAAUGUGCAACAUGUAGUGGAUCAGCUGAUAAUUGCUUAGCAUGCGUUGAUACUACUCAUAUGACUGGUGCGCCUGCUUGUGCUUGUCCAGCCAAUUCAGCUAUAGUCCAGAACGCUUGUGUCUGCAACACAGGAUAUUUUUAUAGCUCAGUAACCCAAUGUUCUGCAUGUGCGAGCCAGUGCGCUACUUGCAGCAAUACUAACACAAAUUGCAAUACUUGUAUUGAUACAACUCACAUGACAGCUGCUCCUACUUGUGCAUGUCCAUCAAAUUCAAUACUAAUCGGAGGAACCUGCACAUGCAGCCAAGGGUACUUCUAUAGCACAGCUACAACCUGCACCCAGUGCCAGCCUCAAUGCUUGACGUGCUCAAAUUCAGCAACUAAUUGCGAUUCCUGCACAGAUACAGUUCACAUGACUGCUGCUCCUGCUUGUGCCUGCCCGACAAACUCAGCUAUUUCUAACGGAAAGUGUAUAUGUAAUACUGGCUAUUACUUUAGCUCAAACGGUGUUUGUUCACCAUGCGCUUCACAGUGUGCGACCUGCAGCAUAAGCAACACUUCGUGUUCUACCUGUGUGGACCAUGUCCAUAUGUCUAACCCUCCUACAUGUUCAUGCCCAAGCAACUCUGUCUUGACUGCUGGUAACUGUGUCUGUAAUGCAGGCUACUUCUUUAGCACAGCCACUGUUUGCACUCAGUGUGCUACUCAGUGUUCAGCCUGUAGCGGAUCUUCAACAACCUGCUCUGCUUGUGUGGAUACUGUUCAUGCAGCAGCUGCGCCUUCGUGUGCUUGCCCAGCGAACUCAUCUUUAGUCGGGAAUUCUUGUGUUUGUAAUACAGGAUAUUAUUAUAGCAGCGCUACCACGUGCUCACCUUGCCAAGUAAAUUGCGCUACAUGUGAUACCAACCCUAACACCUGUGACACUUGUAUAGAUCCCACUCAUAUGAAUGGUGCUCCUAGCUGUAGCUGCCCUCAAUACUCUACACUUACUACAGGUUCAUGCAUUUGCAAUACAGGCUAUUUCUAUAGCUCCACUACACCUACUGUAUGUUCUGCAUGUGCUUCCAACUGCCAAUCUUGCUCAAUCUCAUCCACAAAUUGCAAUGUCUGCAUAGAUACAGUUCAUAUGCCAAAAGCUCCCCAAUGUCUUUGUCCAACUCUCAGCACUCUUGUUGGAAAUAACUGUGUAUGUAAUACAGGAUAUUACUGGAGUACAAACGCUUUAUGCAGUGCAUGCAGCAUCAAUUGUGUUUCAUGCACAAAUUCAGCCACAAAUUGCGUUUCAUGUGUAGAUACAGUUCAUAUGUCAGCUGCUCCAGCAUGUGCAUGUCCUGCUAAUUCAGCUUUAGUUGGAAAUACUUGCCAAUGCAACCCUGGGUACUAUUAUUCCAGCAACUCAGUUUGCUCUCCUUGUUCUAUAGAAUGUGCUACAUGUGCUACUAAUCCUGCAGUUUGCGAUACUUGUAUUGACCCUACCCAUAUGAGCCAGGCCCCAGCUUGUCAAUGUCCUGCCGAAUCUACCCUGGUAGCUGGCUCUUGUACUUGUGCAGCAGGCUAUUAUUUCAGCUCAGCCACAGAUUGUUCUGCAUGCUCAUCACAAUGCUCUACCUGCUCUCAAUCUUCAACCAAUUGCAAUACUUGUGUAGAUACAGUUCAUAUGUCACCUACCCCAGCAUGCAACUGCCCAACUUCAUCCACUCUUGUUGGCACUACCUGUGUGUGUAAUAAUGGCUAUUUUUACAGCUCAAGUACAGUAUGUUCCCCGUGCUCUCCAAAUUGCUCAACCUGCGUGAAUACUCAAGGUAAUUGCCAAGCCUGCUCUGAUCCAACUCAUAUGACAGCUGCUCCUAACUGUGCUUGCCCACCCAAUUCGUCUUUGGUUAACGGAAACUGCGUAUGCAAUAAUGGUUACUAUUAUUCAAGCAAUACUGUCUGCUCUCCAUGCAACUCACUAUGUCAGACUUGCAAUACUUCUCCAACUGCUUGCACAGCCUGUACAGAUUCAACUCACUCAAAUGGCCCUCCAACAUGUGCUUGCCCUGCAAACUCAGUUUUUACCAAUAAUGCUUGCGUUUGCAAUACUGGCUAUUUCUAUAGUACUAAUACUGAAUGUAGCCAGUGCGCUAAUAACUGCCAAUCUUGUGUGAACUCUGCUUUAAAUUGUCAAGCAUGUGUAGACUCAGUCCAUAUGUCAGCUGCUCCCCAAUGUAUUUGUCCAGCACAAAGCACUUUAGUCAACAAUUUAUGCGUCUGUAAUACAGGUUUCUAUUACAGCUCAAACACUCAGUGUUCGCCUUGCUCUUCACAAUGUAGCACUUGCCAAACAUCGACUACCAAUUGCUUAACCUGUAUUGACAAUGUUCAUAUGUCAGCUGCUCCUCAAUGCAACUGUCCAGCUAACUCACUUCUAACAGCUGGAAACUGCGUAUGCAAUUCUGGAUACUAUUUUUCAAGCAAUACAAUUUGUUCUGCCUGUUCUUCACAAUGUUCAACCUGCGUCACUUCACAAUCAAAUUGCUUAACUUGUGUAGACACCACACAUAUGUCAGCAGCUCCUUCAUGCUCGUGCCCAACAAACAGUGCUUUAACUGGAGGCAGUUGUGUGUGCAAUACUGGAUAUUAUUAUAGCAGCAACACCGUUUGUUCCGCUUGCAAUACUCAGUGCUCCACAUGUGUAACAAGUGCAGCUAACUGUCUUACCUGCGUUGACAAUGUUCAUAUGACAGCUGCUCCUCAGUGUGCUUGUCCUCAAUACUCGACGUUAACUCAAGCAAGCUGUGUCUGUAACCAAGGCUACUAUUAUAGCUCAAAUUCUGUCUGUUCAGCCUGCAGUGCUCCAUGCUCACAAUGUGUUAAUCAAUCUACUUUCUGCACAGCUUGCUUUGAUUCAACUCACAUGACACUUUCGAACGGGCAAUGUACAUGCACAGACCCUAAUGCUACUUUUAGCACGAAUUCUAAUACUUGUGUGUGCAAUAAUGGGUUCUAUAAUAAUGGAGCAGGGAAAUGCUUGCUAUGCUCUGUUGGCUGCGCAAUCUGUUCAGCUGCUAAUAAAUGCUCUCAAUGUUAUGAUGCAAAUAAUAUGGUUAACCUCCAGACUGGAACUUGCUCAUGUAUCGAUAAUAAAGCUCAAUUCAACCCAACUGCUAACGUUUGCCAAUGUCAGCCUGGAUACUAUAAAACCUCUUCUGGUUGUCAAUCUUGCUCAUUAGGAUGCCAAACCUGUACAAGUCCCACGAAUUGCCAAACUUGCUUUGAUCAAAUCCACACCACUAUUUGGUCUGAUGGUUCCUGCCAUUGCGAUGAUUCUGAUGCUAACUUUGACGCAAGCCAACAAAAAUGUGUUUGUGAUGAUGGAUUCUGGAAUAGUGGAGGAGCAUGUAUUAGCUGUCCUUUAGUCUGCAAAACCUGCAGCAGCCAAUUUGCAUGUACGACCUGCUUUGAUCCUUCACAUACUGUAAUAAGUGCUGGUGUUUGUGUAUGCAGUGAUCCGAAUGCUCAAUUUAAUACUGCCAAUGAAAUCUGUGGCUGUAAGUCAGGCUACUAUUUGAAUGGAAACUCUUGCUCUUCUUGCGGAAAUGGCUGCAGCUCCUGUGGAGAUUCAACUUCAUGCACUAGCUGCUAUGACACCCAGAAUGCAGCUGUAGUCAAUGGAAUCUGCAAAUGCAAUGAUAAAAACGCUUCAAUUUACCCUGGAAGUACUAUGUGUUCCUGUAAUCCAGGAUAUUAUAACAGCCAGACUAAUGUCUGUACUGCAUGCGAUGCCGGCUGCUCUUCUUGCACCGACACCAAUUCAUGCAAAAUUUGUUUUGAUCAAGAAAAUUCAGCCUUGAACAAUGGCGUAUGCACAUGUAUAGAUCCAGAUAAAAUUUUCAGUACUGAAGAAGAGAUGUGUGUAUGCAAGAACGGCUACUACUUAGAGGCACAGUCAAAUACCUGCAAGGCUUGUGACGCAACCUGUGCUAUUUGUUCUGCAGCUAAUGUAUGCAUUACUUGUCAGGAUAGUGGAGCUAUGACUAAUAAUAACGAUGGAACUUGCUCUUGUACUUCAAAGAAUGACAAGUUCAGCUUGGAGACUGAUCAGUGUGAAAGCAAGUCUGGGUCAGUGAGCUUGAGCUUCAGUUGGCUUGCACUUAUAGGCUUGAUUAUGAUGAAUUGGGAUUAA
Messenger RNA from Blepharisma stoltei, 9967 nucleotides. The record is from the annotation of a GenBank genome assembly. NCBI's taxonomy places the organism in Eukaryota, Ciliophora, Heterotrichea, Heterotrichida, Blepharismidae.